CUGAAAUUUUUGGGAAGAAAGCUUGUCAAUUUGCUCUGGUCAAUUUAUGUGGAAAGAAGUUCCGAUUCACUUGCCCAUCCCCCAACCAAUGCAAACAUAUCCCGUUACACAGCAAGCAUGAAUAUGUAUAUCUCUCUCCCUGUCUAUCCAGCUAGGUGAAACUUAUCUUCCAUGUAUCACGGGUCAGGCUAGCGUACGCACCUACUUCCCCUCACAAUCUCAUGUGAACCCCACUGCUUCGUCAAAAAGGAAAUGGCCAUAUCUUACCUAAGCAAGAGGGUUGGGUGCAGAUCGAUGCAAUUAAGAUGAAAUGAACCCAAUUCGCUGCGGUAUACGUUCAAAGUUUUUAACAGCGGGUGAAUGUAAGCUACCAUGCACCCUGCAGGGGGAAGAACAUGAAUAAAGAAAAUAAAGCGAAAAAAAAAAAGAAAAGGAAAGGCUGGAAUUAGCCAGCUUUUAUUUCCGUAUAGAUAGCCCCACGGCUUGGGUAAAUAGUAGGGAUUGAAUCCAAAAGUAGAUAUUAAUAUUUGAGCAGUGUUUUUGUCAGAACCACAUAAUCCAAAAGGAUUCAUAAACAGAGAUUUGUCUGCAUGCACUUUAAUCCUUAAUUGAGGUCAUAUAUUCCAAUAAACCUAGCUACCAUCCACCCCUCCCGCAGGCUGACCCCCAGAUCCCCAACCCCCCCUCCCCUGUUUCCUUUCGUCCCUAGCCACAUACUACUAGUUAUAUUAAACGUAUUGGCCGGCAACACAACCCCACCUCAACCAAUUCAAGAAGAAGAAGAAGAAGAAAGAAGAAAGAUGAAUAGUUCUUCUGCCCAGUCGCAUGAAGAUGAUGAACAACUACAGUAUGGCAGCAAAUUCAAAACCCACAAGCAUUACAUUCUUCUUCUGGCCAUCAACUAUUUAUUUCUCUUCGUGGGCUCUGUCUCCUCCAGCCUGCUCUGUAAGUACUAUUUUGUCCACAAAGGCUCCAGCCUUUGGGUCUCCACAUGGGUCCAAUCUGCCGGCUUCCCUGUCUUGGCCCUCCCCAUUUACCUCCCUUACUUCCUCAAAUGCACGAACAGACGACCCUUCUCUCGCUUCACUCCCAACUUCUUAGCUCUCUCCCUCUUCGUCGGCAUCAUGCUUGGCCUCAACAACUUCCUCUUCUCCCUCGGAAGCUUCUAUCUCCCCCUCUCCACUUCCUCCCUCCUCCUCUCCUCCCAACUCGCCUUCACUCUCCUCCUCUCCGCCCUCAUCGUCAAGCAGAAGAUCACGUUCUCAAACCUCAACUGUGUCAUCCUCUUGACCUCAAGUGCCAUCCUCCUCGGCUUGAUCACCAGCAACGACCGCCCUGCGGGCCUAACUCAUGCGAAAUACUUGAAGGGGUUGUUUUCCACUGUUGGCGCAGGGCUCUUGUUCGCGCUGUAUCUGCCCGUGAUGGAGAAGGUUUACCGGACGGUUUACUGCUACGCGAUGGUGGUGGAGAUGCAGUUGGUGAUGCAGGUGGCGGCGACUGUGUUUGCGUCGGUGGGAAUGGCGGUGGACGGCGGGUUUCACGAGAUGGUGGAGGAGAGCCGGAGAGUUUUUGAUAAAGGAGAGACGGUGUAUUGGGUGGUAUUGGUGUCUAACGUCAUAACAUGGCAGAUGUGCUUUCUGGGGACAGCGGGGAUGGUGUUUCUGACCACAGGCAUAACCGGAGGGAUUUGCAUGACGGCGCUGACAGGCAUGAACGUGGUGGCGGGAGUGGUAGCGUUCAAGGAUCAGUUCGGCGGCGUGAAGGCGAUGGCCACCGUGCUGUGCGGUUGGGGUUUCUGCUCCUAUGUGUAUGGGAUGUACGUGAAGAUGAAGGAAGAACGUGUGAAGGAAAACAUGAAGAUGAUGAUAAGUGAACAUUCGGUUCCGGCGAUGGAGAUGUCGCGGGUAGCAGUAGAUGGACCUUGAACUUGAACUAUCAUACACGCAAGGGGUAGAUAGGACUGGAGGAGGUUAUAGAAAAAAUCCUAAUAAAAUCCUUUUUGAUUUCUUUUCAUGUUUUUCCUUGUUUCGAUGGAUGGAAUAUUGGAUGCUAUGCAUUAUAUGGUAAAAAAUAAUUUAUUGUAACCAUCUAUUGUGCCAAUAUAUUAAUCCUUGAUGGUUCGGAAUCUUA
Malania oleifera is the source of this 2130-nucleotide messenger RNA. RefSeq names its product probable purine permease 4. Bases 801 to 1925 code for a protein of 374 amino acids. The record is from RefSeq and is a predicted model, not a curated record. NCBI's taxonomy places the organism in Eukaryota, Viridiplantae, Streptophyta, Magnoliopsida, Santalales, Ximeniaceae. The transcript is spliced from 2 exons. Gene Ontology annotation, cellular component: membrane. Gene Ontology annotation, molecular function: purine nucleoside transmembrane transporter activity.